Molecule: messenger RNA, 210 nt
Organism: Blumeria graminis f. sp. triticale
Lineage: Eukaryota; Fungi; Ascomycota; Leotiomycetes; Helotiales; Erysiphaceae
Source: the annotation of a GenBank genome assembly
AUGUCAACCCCGAAAUACUGUAAUCACUCCUUUAACAUCAUCAAGUCAGAGACCACGUUGAUCCAAUGGGCCUGCUAUAUCUGUCACUCUGGUCCCCACUGGCUUAUUUUUCAAUGCAAAUACUGCAACCUAAAGACAUGUCGUCCGUGUGCUAGCAAGGGCUUUUAUCCACAUCAGUACAUGCCAAAAAUCGCCGGAUAUGUGAUAUAA